Molecule: messenger RNA, 402 nt
Organism: Aspergillus puulaauensis
Lineage: Eukaryota; Fungi; Ascomycota; Eurotiomycetes; Eurotiales; Aspergillaceae
Exons: 1
Coding region: 1-402 (133 amino acids)
Source: RefSeq, a predicted model, not a curated record
AUGUCUUCAACAUCGCAACCCCUCCACCCCCAAGAAUUCCACAGUCCGGGCUGGGACUACGAGGCCCGAACCCCAGUAGUCGACGGCAAAUACUACGACCGCAAGACAGGCGAGCUGCGCACGGCGUCCGGACCAUCGUACUCGGGCCCACCGGACGUCGACAUCAUUAUCCAGAAUUUACAUCAAGAUACAAACAAUCGUCUUUACCGUGCCGCGAGGCCGUUUCCCGUGGAGAUUCUUUUGUUUGGGAUUAUGAAGAUUGUCAAUGAGAGGGAGCUACGGUUGGAUUCUUUGACUGCGACGGCUUAUGCGAUUAGGGUUAUUGUUGCGCAUGAGAUGACGGUUGCUGAGUGGGAUGGGGUUGUGGAUGAGAUGGCGAAUGGGAUUUGGAAGCAGGAGUGA